CUCAUAAAACUUAUUGUUGACUUGAUAUUGAAAGCUUUAAAAGCUGAAAACUAUUAACUAAAAAACUAUCCAAAGUCCAAACAGAGGGUAGAGAAGGAGAGAGAGCUUCUCGAGAUCUACCUUUUCUACAUUUCUCCAAUUCUGACAAACCCAUAAGAGAAAAAAUGGGAGCUUGAAGAUCUAAAGGAAUAAUUUUUUAGUUGAAGGCAUCAACAGUGAAAAUAAUGGGGUGUACAUUUUCAGGGUUGAAUGCAUUAUACGACGCCGUCAAUGGGGGAGGGGACGUUUGGAUCAACGACAACAGGUUCAGGAUCGUUAGACAACUGGGUGAAGGUGGGUUCGCCUAUGUUUUCCUGGUUAAGGAAGUCAUGUCCGAUUCCUCUUCAGCUUCAGCCUCUGGCUUAGCCAAAAAAGUCAAGGACCCUUCUCAUCUCUCUGAUGAUGGAACUUAUGCAAUGAAGAAAGUUCUCAUUCAGAAUAAUGAGCAGUUGCAAUUGGUUCGGGAGGAGAUCCGUGUUUCCUCCUUGUUUAGUCACCCUCAUUUGCUUCCGCUUCUUGAUCAUGCUAUCAUUGCUGUCAAGCCUACACAAGAAGGAUCAUGGAAUCAUGAAGCAUACUUACUAUUUCCUGUUCAUUUGGAUGGAACUUUACUGGACAAUUCCACCGCUAUGAAAGCUAAAAAGGAAUUCUUUUCAACCUCAGAUGUUCUUCAGAUAUUUCGGCAGCUGUGUGCAGGACUCAAACAUAUGCACAGUCUUGAGCCUCCAUAUGCACAUAAUGAUGUCAAGCCUGGUAAUGUUCUUUUAACCCGUAGAAAAGGGCAACCGCCUCUUUCUAUAUUGAUGGAUUUCGGGAGUGCUCGUCCUGCAAGGAAGCAAAUUCACUCUCGUUCUGAGGCACUACAGCUUCAGGAAUGGGCAUCUGAGCACUGUUCAGCACCUUUCCGAGCUCCUGAGUUGUGGGAUUGCCCAAGCCAUGCAGAUAUUGAUGAGAGAACUGAUAUUUGGUCAUUGGGCUGCACCUUAUAUGCAAUAAUGUAUGGGGUAUCCCCAUUCGAGUAUGCACUUGGAGAAUCGGGAGGAAGCCUGCAAUUGGCCAUUGUAAAUGCACAGAUUAAGUGGCCAGCUGGACCUAAACCGCCAUAUCCAGAAGCUCUUCACCAAUUUGUGACAUGGAUGCUUCAGCCUCAGGCUGCUGUUCGCCCUUUCAUUGAUGAUAUCAUAAUUCAUGUUGACAAGUUGAUCUCAAAGUUUUCACAGUGAUAUCAUAUAACUUGAGAAAGGAAGGGCAUUGAAACCAGUGAUGUACAAGUUGACCGUGCACAUUCUAGCAAUGUGCACCAUAAGAGUCGGUUACUUUGCAGGUCAUUUAAAUACUUCAGAAGUAAAGCGUAUAUGAAAGCAAUAGCAGUUCCUUAUUUAAAUAUUACAUAGAUAAUCCUUUUUGGGGUAAUUGUGGUAGUUGUGCAUCGAUUCGUUUAUGGUAACUAUUUAACUUCAUGAUCUGUAAUUUAUUGAAGUCCAGAUCUCUCUCUGCAUUCAAUAUUCAAUUUUUUAGGAAACUCCAAUAAUUUGUGUUA
This is a messenger RNA of Theobroma cacao (cacao), 1579 nucleotides long. RefSeq names its product serine/threonine protein kinase 3 (gene PK3). NCBI's taxonomy places the organism in Eukaryota, Viridiplantae, Streptophyta, Magnoliopsida, Malvales, Malvaceae. Gene Ontology annotation, molecular function: protein serine/threonine kinase activity; ATP binding. The record is from RefSeq and is a predicted model, not a curated record. Gene Ontology annotation, biological process: protein phosphorylation. Gene Ontology annotation, cellular component: cytoplasm.